Molecule: messenger RNA, 1047 nt
Organism: Ipomoea nil (Japanese morning glory)
Lineage: Eukaryota; Viridiplantae; Streptophyta; Magnoliopsida; Solanales; Convolvulaceae
Exons: 2
Coding region: 1-1047 (348 amino acids)
Source: RefSeq, a predicted model, not a curated record
AUGAAACCUACUACAAGGUCGAGAGGAAGUAGUGUUACUCCUAAUGUCCAAGUUGCUUCGGACAAUCCUGACACAACGAUUUACAAACCUCAGUUUGUUUCUUCUACAGCUCAAGGAAAAUGGUGUACGAUGGUUCGACGGGAGCUUAUAGUUCAGCCAUCGGUUGAUGAGAAUCAGUUGAAUUCUGUCUAUGGCAUUUUGCCCUUGCUCAGUGAAGUUGGCCUCAUGAAGACUGUCACCUCCAUUUGCCCUUACUCAAAGCUGCUGACCUACGAGUUCUACUGCAAUCUGAAUGAAGAAAUUGGCAAUCUUACGGGGACCCGUCCGGAUGUGAUUAAUGAGUACUAUGGUUUGAAGGCUGUUGAUGAGGAAGAGAUUACGGAUUGGGAUUUAGUUGCAAGGACCCUCACCGGUGGUCAGACUCCUGUAUGGCCUACAGGUGAUGUUGAUACUCUAUUUAGCUCGAAGCUCACCUCCAAAUAUGUUAUUCUGCACCGUAUUGCCUUACACAAUUGGCUACCUUCUGCUCAUUUUCAUACGGUUGGCAAGCAACUGGCUGCUCUACUGUUUCGAAUUGGCACCAAAAUGACCAUUGAUCUGGGGAAGUGGAUCUUCUAUCAUUUUCUCACUUUGAUUCAUCCGAGGGAACAGAAGGUAAGAUUGUCAUAUCCUAAUCUCAUUUUUGGAGUUCUGACGACGCAGGGCCUAGUCCCAAUGCCAAGCGAGAUUAUCUGUCCAACUCUGCUCUAUACUGUUGAUCCACGCCUCUUGACUGGCAAGCACAUCCGAGAUGUUACACCUGUAGCUGCGCCUCCAUCGUCUGAUGCUGACACUCCUGUUGAUGAUUCGCCGCAUGCGAAGGAUAUCCAACUAUCCCUUCGUCUGAAGGCUCGGGUGUCUGAGCUUGAAACUGUUAAUGGCAUCAUUGCGAAGCAACUCACUGCAGCCCGUACCGAACUUGCGACUAUUCUGCUUCGUCUGAGCUUGACUGAGUCUGCUGCUGCUGAGAACGUGAAGUCCGACAGUGAUGAGCCCUCUAAUGCCUGA